CUUUCCUUGCCUUCUCUUAUCCUUGCUCUGCAUCUCAGAGCUAUUUCUUCUCUUCUUUUGCAACCUGUUCUUCGUCUUGCUGUACAUUUUUCGGUUCCCUUUUACUUUUCUGUUUGGAUCUGACAGGAACGAAACCGUCACUCACCGUGUUACUUUUUCUUUCAAACACAAAACACCCUUAACAGGUUUCCACAAUGUCUUACGGAGGUGGAUAUUAUCGAGGUGGUGGCGAUUCUUAUCGCGGUGGCAGUAACGGGUAUUCCAAUGGCUACCAUGGCUCUUCUAAUGGCUACGGAGGAGGUUACAGUGGCGGUUAUGGCAGAGGAGGCGGUGGUGGUGGUGGUGAUCGGAUGUCCAACCUUGGUGCCGGUCUGAAGAAACAAGAUUGGGAUCUGAGCACCCUACCAAAGUUUGAAAAGGCUUUCUACAAAGAGCACCCUGACGUGACGAGUCGCUCCCAACGCGAGAUCGACGAGUUCCGGAAGGAGCACCAGAUGGCCGUCCAGGGAAGGAAUGUCCCUCGCCCAGUCGAGACUUUCGAUGAGGCCGGAUUCCCGCAGUAUGUUUUGUCCGAAGUCAAAGCUCAAGGCUUCGAACGCCCCACUGCCAUUCAAUCUCAGGGCUGGCCCAUGGCCCUCUCUGGUCGCGAUGUAGUUGGCAUUGCCGAAACGGGUUCUGGAAAGACUCUUACCUACUGUCUGCCAGCCAUCGUCCACAUUAAUGCCCAGCCCCUUCUCGCCCCUGGCGAUGGUCCUAUUGUGCUCAUCCUUGCUCCCACCCGUGAGCUUGCUGUGCAAAUUCAGGCAGAAAUCACAAAGUUCGGAAAGUCCUCCCGUAUCCGCAACACCUGUAUCUACGGUGGUGUGUCCAGAGGCCCUCAGAUCCGUGAUCUGAGCCGUGGUGUUGAAGUUUGCAUUGCCACUCCUGGUCGUCUGAUUGACAUGCUGGAAUCCGGCAAGACAAAUCUCCGCCGUGUCACGUACCUCGUUCUUGACGAAGCCGAUCGCAUGCUUGACAUGGGUUUCGAGCCCCAGAUCCGCAAGAUCAUCUCUCAGAUCCGUCCCGACAGACAGACUUGCAUGUGGUCUGCCACCUGGCCUAAGGAAGUUCGCCAGCUGGCUUCUGACUUCUUGAACGACUAUAUCCAAGUGAACAUCGGUUCGAUGGACUUGUCUGCUAACCACAGAAUUACCCAAAUUGUGGAAGUUGUGUCGGACUUCGAGAAGCGCGACAGGAUGAUCAAGCAUCUCGAGAAGAUCAUGGAGACUCGCACCAACAAGGUCCUCAUCUUCACCAGCACCAAGCGUAUUGCCGACGACAUUACUCGUUUCCUCCGACAGGACGGAUGGCCCGCACUUUCUAUUCACGGUGAUAAACAACAGAAUGAAAGAGAUUGGGUCUUGAACGAGUUCAAGACGGGCAAGAGCCCAAUCAUGGUGGCUACUGAUGUGGCUUCCCGUGGUAUUGAUGUUCGCGACAUCACACAUGUUCUGAACUAUGACUACCCCAACAACUCGGAAGACUAUGUUCACCGUAUUGGUCGAACUGGACGUGCUGGUGCUAAAGGAACAGCCAUCACUUUCUUCACCACUGAUAAUGCUAAGCAGGCUCGUGAUCUGGUUACUAUACUGUCCGAGGCCAAACAGCAGAUUGAUCCUCGUCUUGCUGAGAUGGCUCGCUUCGGCGGCGGCGGCGGCGGCGGCGGUGGUGGCCGUGGCGGCUACGGUCGCUGGGGUGGCCGAGGUGGUGGUCGUGGUCGCGGUGGUAGUUUCACUGCCUCCAAUGCGGCGCCUCUCGGUUCCAACCGUCGCUGGUAAAGAACUUCGGUGAAACUGGUAGACUAUUUUAUUUUCCUUCUUCCUAAUUCGUUACGCGCGGCGUUGGUCGAUCUCAUGAUAGACUGUUGACAUCUUUUAUCUUGUGGCCCUUGGGGCCGAUGCUUUUUAACGUGUUCCAGGUCGAUGCUACUGUAGCAGGCCGUAUGUUUAAUUUUGUUAAAAGCUUUCAAGUUUUAGCCCUGAAGGGCGUGGUUAGAUUAUUCGACUUGUUUGCAUGGAUUUAGAUUGAUGCCAUUAGGUAUUAAAUGUUACAUGUUCAGAGUUUAAUCCUGACUAUCUAUACCAUUGAUUAGGC
Molecule: messenger RNA, 2133 nt
Organism: Monascus purpureus
Lineage: Eukaryota; Fungi; Ascomycota; Eurotiomycetes; Eurotiales; Aspergillaceae
Source: the annotation of a GenBank genome assembly